Physella acuta is the source of this 3923-nucleotide messenger RNA. RefSeq names its product DNA mismatch repair protein Msh3. Gene Ontology annotation, biological process: mitotic recombination; mismatch repair. Gene Ontology annotation, molecular function: ATP binding; ATP-dependent DNA damage sensor activity; mismatched DNA binding. Gene Ontology annotation, cellular component: nucleus. The record is from RefSeq and is a predicted model, not a curated record. NCBI's taxonomy places the organism in Eukaryota, Metazoa, Mollusca, Gastropoda, Physidae.
CAACACAUUUGAAUCAGGUGGGUGAACACAAUUCAAGCUACAAUUACCUCAUGUUUGUAUAUGAAGAAAAGUCACCAUCUGAAGACACAAGGCAAUUAGCAAUUGUGUGUGUGGACCCAGAAACCAGUAGUGUUGUGUAUGAUGCCUUCACUGACUGUAGGCUGUGUACAGAGCUACAAUAUCGUAUUGACCAGUUGCAGCCGGUGGAAGUUGUAGUGCCCUGCUCUACAUCCAAACAAAUUUACAAAAUCAUUCAACAAACACUUUCUGUCAGAGAAACAGAGAGGACCAAGGUCCACAUAGAGGAAUUUAUGGAUAAUAUUUUUCAACCAUCUCAAUUAUAUACAAUCAUCUCUAACUUUUAUAAGAAUGAGCCUUCAAGUUUGCAGAGAGUAUAUGCUUUACCUAAAGCUGUUGUCAGUUGUAUAGCUGGUCUCAUCAUCUACCUCCAGCAGUUUGGUUUACAUCAAGUCUUAUCUUUGACCAGAAAAUUUCAAAGGUUUUCCAACCGCACUAAGUACAUGUAUCUUAAUUCUGAAUGCAUAAGUGACCUUGAACUUGUUCAAAAUGCAUUAGAUGGGUCAGAAGAUGGUUCACUUUUAAAACUGCUAAAUACAACAGCAACCAAGUUUGGCUGUCGUUUAUUCAGAUCAUGGCUGCUCCAGCCAUUACUACAAGCCAAUAAAAUUGAAGAAAGAUUGAAUGCUAUCAAAGAAUUGAGUGAGAAGAAACCAAAGCAAGUGAUGAACAUGUUUCUCCAGCUGACAGAUUUAGAGAAAGGCUUGUGUAAAAUAUUUUACCAGAGGUGCUCUCCCCUUGAGUUUGAGACCAUCACACAAAGUUUAAUUCAAGUCCAUCACACAUUCCAAGCUCAACAUGACAAGUUUAGCUCCACUUUAUUGAAGAAACUCUUUCUGGACAUUCCAAAAUUUCUCAAUGGGAUCGAAGGCGUCUGCUCAAAAAUGAACAAGUCUGCUGCAAGAUCUAACAGUUUUUGUAACUUGUUUGAUACACCAUGCAUUCAAGUAGAGAAGGCAAAAAUAGAAAGAACAGUUGACAUUUUAUACCAGCACUUGAAAGAGAUCCGAGAUAUUCUACAACAACCACAUAUCAAUUUUGUGACAAUUUCACAAACUGAGUUUCUCAUUGAAAUCAAGCAGAAGGAUUUACAUUUAGUGCCACACGAUUGGAUUACAUUUAGUAGCACAAAAACCCUCUCAAGGUUCCAGUCACCUCUGAUCAAAGAAAAUUAUUUUCUCUUGCAAAAGCAGAGGGAGAAACUGCUACAAACAGCUCACAGAGAAUGGCAGCUUUUUUUACAUGAGUUUGCAUCAAGUCUAAACAUGUACAAAGAAGCUGUCAAACGUUUGGCCAUUUUGGAUUGUCUGAAUGCCCUGGCCAACAAUGUAACAAAGCCCUCCUAUUGCAAAUUUGAUUUCAGGCCAAAGUUUAGCACAGCUCCACUGGAAGUUGACAUCUGCCAGGGCAGACACCCAGUCAUUGAAAGCGUGUGUCAGGGGCAGUUUGUUCCCAACAACACUUUUAUGUCUGUAAGUGGCAAGAGUCGUGUCCUGCUGAUAUCUGGUCCCAACAUGGGAGGUAAAAGUUGUUACAUAAAGCAGAUAGCUCUUAUUAUCAUCAUGGCACAUAUGGGAUCCUAUGUGCCAGCAGAUUCAUGUUCUCUGGGAAUUAUAGAUGCCAUCUUCACCAGGAUGGGUUCUAGAGAUGAAAUGUACAGACGCCAAAGCUCAUUCAUGUUGGAGCUGGAGGAAACAUCUAGAAUUUUAACUGAGGUCACUGAGAGGUCACUUGUUAUCUUAGAUGAACUAGGACGUGGGACAAGCACACAUGAUGGUCAGGCUCUUGCAUAUGCCACCCUCCAUCAUCUCAUUAGAAAACACAAAUGUCUGGUUCUUUUUGUCAGCCACUUCCCAGUUGUCAGAGAAUUGGAGUUUAAAUUUCCUUCUGUUGUUCAUUCUUAUCACAUGGCAUUUCUUGUCGAUGAGUUGACUACAGAAAACAUAAAAAGCUUAACGUUUCUCUACCAACUUACUUCUGGAGCUUCCAAUGAGAGCUAUGGGUUAAAUGUGGCACGUCUAGCAGGCCUCCCUGUUCAACUGUUAGAUAAGGCAGCUAACAAAGCAAAACAAGCACAGGAUGCUAGAAACAUAGAAGAAAAUUUUACAGACAUCUACUUUGCAGAUAUUGAUAGAAAUAUACACCAAAACCUAACCACGUCUUGAAUUUUAAAUUGUGAUUGACAACACUUAUUACAGUUUUGAUGUUAGAAGUGCCUGUAUGUGGGACAGGAUUGACCUCUUAGAUUAUUGUAAAUGUAACAAUUAAUUCUUGUUUGUUAAAUUGUAUGUGGAUGUCAGUUGAGCCUGUCUAUUCAUUGCAAUUGUUGUCAAUUUAUUUACAAAAUUUUCUAAUAAAUUAUCAGGAAUAAACAAGUUUCUUUUCUUUUGAUUAUUAAAUAAAAAGGUUGCUUUAAAGAGGGACUAAAAUAAAUAAUUCAGCAUUAAAAAUUGAACAUCAGAUAGUCAAAAUAGAGAAGUAAUACAGUAAUCCCUGCGUACAGGGAAAAUACCAAACUUGAUCUACAACUCUCAAAGCAAUGUGGUAAAGAUCUACUUGAGAAUACUCCCUCUGGUGUGAGGGGUUAUAGAUCUAGUAGAAGGCUAUAAUAUUCUAUAUUUAAUUUUUUUCUUCCUACUUUGUUCAGGGGGGGGGGGGGGGUUAAGGUUAGCCAUAUUAAUUAAUAUUCCUGGCAGAGAAGUCUGAAGAAAGAAACAAUGGUUUGCUCGAUAGUCAAAAAAUGAAUCUACUUAGGACUUAGUAUAGGUUGUAGCCUAAAAAAUUCACUCUUGCUUAGUUCUAGUCAUCUAGCUCUAGUAUUUGUCUAUUAGAUGAGUAUACAACCUUCUAGAUUCUAUAUAUAUUUACUUUUCAUUAUAACUAUAUAUAUGCUAUACACUUAGUUAGGGGACUAAAUAGAUAAGAAUAGUAAGGAUAAUAAUUAAAUCCCUACAUAUAAAUAAUACUAGAGCUAGCUAUCAUAAUAUUGAACUCGUUGAAAAAAACAAACAAAUCAAUACAUAUUUCACUUUUCAAUGUAUGAUGAUAUUCAUGAUAGUUAACUAAGCAACUUACAAAUCUAUCUCUAGAGUCUUUUUUAUUCUUUUUAAUUUCUUUCUAAGCUAGAAAUCUAGGUCUAGUAUUUGUCUAUUUAUAUUCAAACGGAACCCAUAAGCACUCUCCCCUUUCUAGAUAGAUGUAUCUAGAUUCUAUAUAUAUUUACUUUUCUAUAGGCCUAUAAUUAUAUGAUAAUAUAUAAUCAUAUGCUAUACUUAUAAUACUAGGUUGUAGCAUACAAAAUGAUUUUUUGAGUAUUUUAUCCCAAAAUCAUAUAUUAGUUACUUAGAGGAAGGAUUAAGAAUUCCAUUUAUAUUUUUAGCCUUAAUAGAAAGGACAUUUCUAUUUAAAAUGUACAGUCUUACAUAAGCUCUGUAAAAAUGAAGUAAGUGGGAAACAAAAAUGAUAAUUGUAUAAAAUAUGUUUACAGUUUACAAAAUGUUUUUAAAUUCUAAUGAUAUAUUAUGAAACGGGUGGUUCCUUUAUGUAAAUUUGCAUUAAUAAUUAUGCAGGCUUGUUUCUGUUUGAUGGUAUGCUUUAUUUUUAAAAAAUGUACAUUUUUACUAGAUCUAAUACUAAUUGUAUUGCCGAUGUAUAUAAUUCAUUGCGAUGAAGGCUUGAAUCUUUAAAAAUUCAUAAAAAUUAUUUGUAAAAUUAAAUCACAAUUUAAUAAUUUAUAAAAUAAGAACCGCAAGUGGUUUAUUUAACACAUUUUGUAUAGCUUUUUGUGCAGGCAAGUGUUUAUAUAUUAAAAGAAAGUUGAUUUAGAGCAUAUAUUGUUUUCAAAU